GUGUAAAAUAUAAUACUUCAUUCAAUCAAUCAAUCCUCAGUGUUUACUUUUAUUGACUAGACGAAAAAUGACAUCCAUGUUCACCAAUAACCAAAGGCAACAAGAGCGGACCGGAAGAUAUGGUACUUCCAGAUUGCAAUACCUUCAGGAAUUGGUGACUCAGUUUCAGAAUUCAUCAGAGGAUGAAAUUAAAGAGAAGAUUUUGGCAAAUUUGGCCAACUUUGCCUAUGAUCCUUACAAUUUUAACUUCUUGCGCCAGCUAAAUGUUUUGGAACUUUUCCUUGACUGCGUAACUGAACCCAAUGAAAAGAUUAUAGAAUUUGGUGUUGGAGGGAUCUGCAAUUCUUGUGUUGAUCCAGCCAACGCUACAAUUGUAGCUGGAGUUGGUGGGAUUCCUCUUAUCAUUCAAUGUUUAUCAAGCCCAGUUAGGAACACUGUAAAUUAUGCACUCGGGGCGCUUUAUUACAUCUGUAAUGAAUCUAGAUGCCUUAACAUAUGGUUCAUUAUGAUCAUAAGUGGAAAGAAACUUGUAAAUAAACUUAUCUUUUUUGUAUUUCUACUUUCUCAUCUAUAUAAAAUAAGGAAAAAUAAAUAAGUAUCUAACUAAUAAGUAUCUAACUAAUAAUAACA
Messenger RNA from Medicago truncatula (barrel medic), 630 nucleotides. RefSeq names its product armadillo repeat-containing protein 7. Gene Ontology annotation, molecular function: protein binding. Bases 68 to 595 code for a protein of 175 amino acids. NCBI's taxonomy places the organism in Eukaryota, Viridiplantae, Streptophyta, Magnoliopsida, Fabales, Fabaceae. The record is from RefSeq and is a predicted model, not a curated record. The transcript has 6 exons.